Knipowitschia caucasica is the source of this 624-nucleotide messenger RNA. Lineage: Eukaryota; Metazoa; Chordata; Actinopteri; Gobiiformes; Gobiidae. The record is from the annotation of a GenBank genome assembly.
AUGCAGUACCACUGUAAGUACCACCGUAAGUACCACCGUAAGUACCACCGUAAGUACCCCUGUAAGUACCACCGUAAGUACCACCGUAAGUACCACCGUAAGUACCACCGUAAGUACCACCGUAAGUACCACCGUAAGUACCACCGUAAGUACCACCGUAAGUACCACCGUAAGUACCACCGUAAGUACCACCGUAAGUACCACCCUGGUGUGGAGCUGGUGUGGAGCUGGUGUGGAGCUGGUGCGGAGCUGGUGCGGAGCUGGUGUGGAGCUGGUGCGGAGCUGGUGCGGAGCUGGUGUGGAGCUGGUGUGGAGCUGGUGCGGAGCUGGUGCGGAGCUGGUGCGGAGCUGGUGUGGAGCUGGUGCGGAGCUGGUGCGGAGCUGGUGCGGAGCUGGUGCGGAGCUGGUGCGGAGCUGGUGCGAAGCUGGUGCGGAGCUGGUGUGGAGCUGGUGUGGAGCUGGUGUGGAGCUGGUGUGGAGCUGGUGUGGAGCUGGUGUGGAGUUGGUGUGGAGCUGGUGUGGAGCUGGUGUGGAGCUGGUGCGGAGCUGGUGUGGAGCUGGUGCGGAGCUGGUGUGGAGCUGGUGUGGAGCUGGUGUGGAGCUGGUGCAAAGUGUUUUUUCUGA